Molecule: messenger RNA, 1320 nt
Organism: Oppiella nova
Lineage: Eukaryota; Metazoa; Arthropoda; Arachnida; Sarcoptiformes; Oppiidae
Source: the annotation of a GenBank genome assembly
GUUCAAUCGCUGGCUAAACGCUAUGAACCAAACUGGGAGUCACUGGACAGUCGACCCCUACCCGAGUGGUAUGACCAGGCUAAAAUUGGCAUAUUCCUACACUGGGGCGUAUACUCUGUGCCCGCAUUCAAUAGCGCGUGGUUUCCGGAACAUUGGAAAAUUGACAAGAUUAAAGACUUCACCGAUUUUAUGGCUAAAAACUAUCGGCCAAACUUCACGUACGCCGACUUUGCCACUCAGUUCACGGCUGAGUUUUAUGACCCCAACCGUUGGGCCGAUAUAUUCAAGGAUGCCGGCGCCCAGUAUGUGGUGCUGACCAGCAAACACUGCGAGGGCUAUACCUUAUGGCCAUCGAAAUACUCGUGGAACUGGAACGCCAUGGAUGUUGGACCUAGUAGAGAUUUGUUAGGUGAUUUAUCGGUAGCCGUGAGGGCAAAGGGUAUGCAUUUCGGGACAUAUCACUCGUGGAUGGAGUGGUUGAACCCGCUAUACCUCGAGGACAAGGCUAAUAACUGGACAACAAGAAACUUUGUCAAGACCAAAUCCCGACCCGAAAGGGAGGAGUUGAUCACCAAAUAUAAACCGGAUCUCUUGUGGUCUGACGGCGAGUAUGAGUCCCCCGAAGAAUACUGGGAGAGCACCGACUUCUUGAGCUGGCUGUACAACGUUAGUCCCGUAAAGGAUACAAUUGUCGUGAAUGAUAGAUGGGGUAACGUUCCCAAUCGGACGACAAACUGCAAACACGGGGGUUAUUGGAACUGUUGGGAUAAAUACAACCCAAAGGUAUUACAGACCCAUAAGUGGGAGAACGCUAUGACUAUUGAUAGGAAUGCCUGGACUUUCAGACGGGAAGCCGUUUUGGAGGACUUCCUGUCGCCCAAAGAGAUUAUGGAAACACUCGUACAGACUGUCAGUUGCGGCGGAAAUCUGUUGAUAAACGCCGGGCCCACACAUGACGGGAGGAUUACACCUAUAUUUGAGGAAAGGCUGAAACAAAUGGGUUUAUGGCUUAAGAGGAAUGGAGAAGCGAUUUACGGGUCGAAGCCGUGGACCCAUCAAAACGAUACCAUCACUCCUGAUGUCUGGUAUACACAAAAUGAUGGCAAAGUGUACGCAUCGGUAGUGCAUUGGCCAGAGAGUGGACGGGUAUUAUUGGGAGGCCUUAAGUACAGUACCGUUGCGUCCAUUCAAUUGAUUGGCGUUAAGGAUAGCCUUCAGUUCACUGAAGACAAGAGCGGAUCAACUGAAGUGACAUUUCCUGUACUCAAUCCGGACAGUCAUAUCCAAUGGGUGUAUGUCCUGAGGAUUACCACUAAAUAA